UCCACACAGCGUUCAUAUAGCAGACGAAGCUUGCGGAAAAGCAGAGCGAGCUGCCUCAGAUGUUCCUGGAGUUUUCCAAAGCGAUCCUGAUACAUGGCUUGGCUCUGAGUAACGCCGUUGGGAAGCUAAUUGAGGACAAGCGGAAUAGAAAAUUAACAACUGGAUGGAAAGGUAGACAUAGUUAUAUGAUGUAAGGUAUCAUUACUUGCGUGGCUCGUGUAAUUUGAAAGAUCUCCAUGGUCCGAGUGACAAUAUCCUGGACGGUCUCCUGUCCGAUCCGACACAGGAACACAGGGGAGAUCUCCCUCAGGGCACCCUGGGGUGGCAUUGGUUGCUGACCUGCGACUAAAGCGCCACUGGGGGGCAUGUGAGGUUGCUGCUGCUGCUGCUGCUGUGGGGGCAUCCCUGCCAUGCCUGGCUUCUGUGGUAAUGAUGCUGCCAUCACUAAAAACCCAAAAGCCAUCAGUGCAACAGAGACGUGGCCACUAUAAAAGGACCAGCAAAAACUGGGGGACAGGCGUUCCGCUAAAAGAAACCAAAAAAAGACGACUAUGGAGAAAACACCAAAGGUUGUCUUCUCUGUGUGGUUGAUCUUCAUGACGGCAAGCUGGACUGAGGGUCAAACAGUAACAGCAUGCACCUCCUGUACAAGUGACUCAAGCUUCACCCAGCAAGAUAUUUCCAUCUCACCUCCAGCAAUCACAACCACAACCAGCCGCUCUUCUACUCUCGCAAACGACCACAGUGGCGAUGCAUCGACCACAACACCACAUCUCUCAUCAUCCACCUCGGUUUCCACCACAGAUGUCAUCCCGACAUCAAGUCAACACACAGAAUCGUCCGGAACCACUCAGAAUCCUGGGGAGGAACCAUCCACCUCUUCCCCAAGUAGGACCAACUCUCCCAGGACUUCAGCCAUAACAUUAAAAGCAGGGACCUGUUCUUUGUUUCAGUCCUGUAGUCCAGUAUUGGUGGCUGUCAUUUCCAUUGUACUCUACACUGCAUGAAGUGCUAAACCACA
Molecule: messenger RNA, 1021 nt
Organism: Doryrhamphus excisus (bluestripe pipefish)
Lineage: Eukaryota; Metazoa; Chordata; Actinopteri; Syngnathiformes; Syngnathidae
Source: RefSeq, a predicted model, not a curated record